CAGGACAUCUCUUCCCCUGGUGCUAAGUAGUACAGCAGCAGAUGUCCGCGCUCCACCAUCACCAUGUACUCACCCUAUCUUCUGUCUGUCCUGGGUGUCCUUACUGUCAUAGGUUGUGUUGGAGCUCUCACCAUCUCCUCUGCUCAAACACAUGUAACUGGAUAUGAAAAUGACUCCAUCAUACUGGCCGUGUCCUACCAAAUCAGCAAUACUACAGACUGGCUCCAGAUUAGAUGGGAUAUGGUCCAUCCAAAACAUGUGCAUUUGAUCAUCUGCACUGUACAAUCUGGGACCCAACCCAAGCACAGCAUGUUCCCAGAAAAUGGAUACGAAAGCCGGAUGACUAUUAUUCCGGAGAACGGAUCACUGAAUAUUACACACUUGAAGAUGGAGGACAGUGGAACAUACAAGGUGUCCAUGCUGAAUAAUGAACUGGAAAAGGAGAUGCUGAUCAACUUCACAGUCCUACCUGUCAGAACUGAGGAUCCAGCACCUGUUGCAGACACCGGCGGUUAUUGCAUUUGCUCAGGUAACAUCAGCUCUGUGGAUGUUGCCACCUCUGCCUGGAUUCUUCUCGGCAGGCGUCUCUCCUCCAUCUUCAUUGCUGUUCUUGUUUUGCUUGGGAUGCACUUCAAGACCUGGAAUCGCUUUCGGAGAAGGACACUGAAGAUGGUGCCACCAAACCGGCAGCUGUGGUAAGAGUUCAAAUGUAUGGAGAGGAUCUCAGAGAAAAGAUAAGACCUGCCAUGGAUGAAUGUGUCCUUCCUGAGAGGAGCAGUAGAAGAUGAUGAGAAGUCCUCGUGAGGAAGAGGUCAAGGACAGGAGACCUUCCAUGAGCCAUCACCCUUGCUUUCCACAUUCCUGCUUAGCUAAUCUACCUGUUAAGGCAAAGACUUAAUUACUUUAUACGUAGACAUCCUAAACAUUCUGGGGUCUACAAAUCUCUGUGACAAAAACUAAAAAAGAAAAAAUAUGUCUGUAUGAAAAAUAUAAAAAACAACUAAAAUACAAGACAUGUUCUAAA
Messenger RNA from Bufo gargarizans (Asiatic toad), 1024 nucleotides. RefSeq lists its product as uncharacterized. The transcript is spliced from 3 exons. Bases 64 to 699 code for a protein of 211 amino acids. NCBI's taxonomy places the organism in Eukaryota, Metazoa, Chordata, Amphibia, Anura, Bufonidae. The record is from RefSeq and is a predicted model, not a curated record.